UAAUCUUCAUAGUAGUUUAUUAAGCAUUGCUUAGUUGGAGAUAAUAAAUCUUUUUGAUAGAUUUAUCUUACUUAUCUAUCGCAGAUAACAAGCGACCAAGUACGAUCCCUUAAUUACGCGUGCACAAAUUACUAUUAUUAAUUGGGUGUAUACGUCGUGUGAAUAUCAUGAUUUAAUUUACACGGUGUGCUGGGGUAACAUAAGUGAUAUCAGUAUGCCGCGUAAAUAUAUUACGUCGGGUAUAUAUCUGUAAUAUUAUCUUUGUCUUUAUGCGAGGCUCCCAUCUGUCCUUAUCAGAUAGAUUACGCAAUCUUUCAUUUACCCAGAAUUGUUAUCGGCGCAAGUUUUUCACUUCGUACUAGCAAACCCGCGCAGUAUCGCGAAUGCGUUCACGUCGAAACGAAACAUGAGUAAUCACGUUCACACGAUAGUACAUCGUAGCGUACCUUGCUACUUCUGCAAUGAAUUUUUGGAGGAGAGGCACUUAUCGGAGCACAUGACGCAUUGCGCAUCCGUUUUGGAGGUAUGCCCGAACAAAUGCGGUGUUUACGUGCCUCGUAGACACUUGGAAGCUCAUUAUAAAUCGUGUGGCAAGAGAAUAUCAAAAAAGACCAGUCAGUCGAAGAACGUUGAAGACUCGGUGUGGAAGGAGAAAGUAUUUUCGAUACUGACGUUGCUGCGUCUAGCCAUCGAUCACGGGGAAAAGGAGCGAACUCAUCUGCACGAUGCGCUUUCGAGAAAUUUGAACUUGCUGCACUCUCAGCAGGAAUCUCUCGCUGCGUUGCGAUCGAAUAUUACGGAGGCAGUCGAGGAAGCUCGUGUCAACAGUUUAUUACUGAGUCGGAGAUUAAACGACAUAGAAAUUAUUACGGAGAACUCGCAGCACUGCACUAGCGUGAGCUUCCAACAGAUCUCCGAACAGUUGAAACUAUUCGAGGGAGAAUUAAACGGCGAGCAAGGCAAGCACGAGCGAGUGCUGGACAACUGGUUCCAAGAACUAAAGGAUCUUAAAACGUUUAUUGCCAAAGAGAGCGUGCGUGUUAGCGACAUGUGGCAAGAACAAACGCAACGUAUUAACGACCUGAAGCUUGAAUUAGAGAUAAGAUGCAAAGACUCGAAGGAAUUAAUAUAUAAGUACGAUUCUUUGUCAAGAAACAUGGAUUGUCUGCUCGAAGAAAUUCGCAAAUAUUCCGAAAUUACGGCCAAACAGCAGUCUGACUUAAAAGGUUUAAAAUUCCAAAUGAAGGAGAAUCUUAAAUACGUCGAAGAAUUAAUCGCGGAAAAUUACAAAGCGCAUUAUCCGCUGGAUUCAUGCACUUGUACGUCUGAAAUGAUCGAAGGCACCUCGAUGAACGGUCACAUUAUAUGGCGAAUCGACGGUUACAGGGAGAAGAUGAGCGUGGCCAAGGAAAACGGUCGCGCGCUCUACAGUCCAAUAUUUUUUAACAAGGAAUACGGCUACACCUUGAGAAUGGAGUUAUUUCUAAAUGGCAAAGGUCAAUGGAAGAAUCGUAAUAUCAUUGGUUGUCUACGCGUGGAAAGUGGCAAAUGGGAUCCUUUGCUGGAUUGGCCUUGUGUGCUGAGGGCUUCUAUAGUUCUUCGUGAUCAAGACAAUUCUGUGAACGACGUUAGAAAAAUUGUGAAAACCGUAGGCCGAGAUAAGAACGACUCGGAUGAUGCUGAUAAGAAAUCCGAUCUGUAUAUGUUCAUUCCUCAUACUACGCUGAGUAGAUAUUCCGGUUAUACAAAGAAUAAUGUUAUAUUUUUUGAUAUACAAGUGCGGGAUGUAAAGACGAGUGCUUCAACAAUGUCAUUAAUAACUCAAUAGUUAUACUACUUGUAAUGAUUAAGUCUUUGUAAUGAUAUUAGUGAUGAGACCAGUAUAAAUGGUAAUAUAUAACCCGAAUUAUAAUAAAUUUCAUAAUCACAAGUUAAAUAAUAAUAAAGUCUUCCAAAAAGCACAUGGACAUCCAGUGGAUGUCCAUAGGACAUCAUUUCUAGACAUCAGAUAUCCAUUUUCUAUCCAAAACAGAUCCAUUUUUCAUUCGAUAAACAUAUAUAAGAUGUAUAUUUGACAUAACUUCAAACACCUUUAAAAUAUCCAUAAUAAGGCUACUCUCGAAUUUAUUCUGGAUUUAUUUUGGACCUAUUAUGGAAUCCGUUUAAGAUUUUCGUAGUUUUAAUUAGUAACUUAUUGCUAUAUAUAUUUUCUUUAUAUGAAAACUUAAAGAAAGAUGCUGUCUGGCGUUGCACAGCAUCUAGCAUGCAUAGAGAAAAAUAUUUCUUUAGGUUUAAUAAUUUUUGUUCAAUUGAAAAAUAAAUUUAAUAGAUUCUUAAUAAUGAUUUAAGAAAUAUGAUUUAAAAUCAUUGUAUGUAUGUUUAUGGACAUAGUCUAAAAAAUUUAUUAAUUUUCGAUAAAAAAUACCAAUACCCGUAAGUUGUGUCAUACGUUUAUGUUCCACCAUGGUUUCAAAAUCCUGAACAACGAUCGGUCACCAUCUCCUUCUAGACACGCUCAAUUAUUGCUUGAUUUUGAAGAUCGUGCGAUAAAUAGUCACUUCAAUAUGUUACUUUAUGUUAGCAAUAUCAUUACUUAUACUGUAUAUAAUGUAUGCUUAUAGUAUUCAUGAAACAUUCUAAUGACAUGUUUACUGGCAACAAUAAAAACAAUGCAACAACAGUCAAAAUACAACGAAUAUAACGAAUAUUGGUAUAAUGUAAGAAUAUAUUGUUUUAAUGAAACAAAAUCAAAUAGGAAUUCUAAAUCAAAAGAAACCUUUUUUUCUAUGCAGAUGUUAUAUACUAAGUAUCUAUUUAGGUUUUUUGUGUUAUAUACGAGCAUAUUUAUUGAAAAUUCGGGAUAAUAUUUAAUAUAUAUAUAUAUAUAUAACAAUUUUUAAAAUUAAAAUAAACUUUAUCAAUAAUGACAUAGAAAUACUAGAUUUAUAACACCAAAAAUUAUUUCUCGGUAAACAUAACUUUGUU
Odontomachus brunneus is the source of this 2985-nucleotide messenger RNA. RefSeq names its product TNF receptor-associated factor 5. Lineage: Eukaryota; Metazoa; Arthropoda; Insecta; Hymenoptera; Formicidae. The transcript has a single exon. The coding region runs from base 407 to 1828 and encodes 473 amino acids. Gene Ontology annotation, molecular function: protein binding; zinc ion binding. The record is from RefSeq and is a predicted model, not a curated record.